This is a messenger RNA of Prunus mume (Japanese apricot), 525 nucleotides long. RefSeq names its product PEBP (phosphatidylethanolamine-binding protein) family protein (gene FT). The record is from RefSeq and is marked provisional. NCBI's taxonomy places the organism in Eukaryota, Viridiplantae, Streptophyta, Magnoliopsida, Rosales, Rosaceae.
AUGCCUAGGGACAGGGACCCGCUUGUUGUUGGAAGAGUGGUAGGUGAUGUUUUAGACCCGUUUACAAGGUCUGUUUCUCUCAGGGUCACUUACGGUUUGAAGGAGGUUAACAAUGGUUGCGAGCUCAAACCUUCCCAAGUUGUCCAACAACCUAGAGUUGAUAUUGGUGGGGAUGAUCUUAGGACUUUCUACACUCUGGUCAUGGUGGAUCCUGAUGCACCCAGCCCAAGUGACCCCAACCUAAAGGAAUAUUUGCAUUGGUUGGUUACGGAUAUACCAGCAACAACUGCGGCAAGCUUUGGGCAAGAGAUUGUGUGUUAUGAAAGCCCACGGCCAACGGUGGGGAUUCAUCGCUUUGUUUUGGUGUUGUUUCGGCAAUUGGGUAGGCAAACAGUGUAUGCUCCAGGGUGGCGCCAGAACUUUAAUACCAGAGACUUUGCGGAGCUUUACAAUCUUGGAUUACCGGUAGCUGCCGUCUAUUUUAACUGCCAAAGGGAGAGCGGCUCCGGAGGAAGGAGAAGAUAA